This is a messenger RNA of Camelus dromedarius (Arabian camel), 5154 nucleotides long. RefSeq names its product signal transducer and activator of transcription 5B (gene STAT5B). Gene Ontology annotation, biological process: regulation of transcription by RNA polymerase II; growth hormone receptor signaling pathway via JAK-STAT; defense response. Gene Ontology annotation, molecular function: RNA polymerase II cis-regulatory region sequence-specific DNA binding; DNA-binding transcription factor activity, RNA polymerase II-specific. The record is from RefSeq and is a predicted model, not a curated record. The transcript has 20 exons. Lineage: Eukaryota; Metazoa; Chordata; Mammalia; Artiodactyla; Camelidae. The coding region runs from base 182 to 2710 and encodes 842 amino acids.
CCCGUGGGUCGCGGCGGGGAGGAGAGUAGGCGGCUGGAGCCGUCACCCUGGGCUGGACCGAGCGCAGGAGACUACGCACGGCGGCCCGGCCAAGGGAGGGAGCGAGCGAGCGAGCGGGCGAGCCCGAGAGCGGGCGGGAGGCAGCCGCUGGCGCCCGAGAGGCCGAGCGAGAUUAUAAACCAUGGCUGUGUGGAUACAAGCCCAGCAGCUCCAAGGAGAUGCCCUUCAUCAAAUGCAAGCUUUGUAUGGUCAGCAUUUCCCCAUCGAAGUGCGGCAUUAUUUAUCUCAGUGGAUUGAAAGCCAAGCUUGGGACUCAAUAGAUCUUGAUAAUCCACAGGAGAACAUUAAGGCCACCCAGCUCCUGGAGGGCCUGGUGCAGGAGCUGCAGAAGAAGGCGGAGCACCAAGUGGGGGAAGAUGGGUUCUUACUGAAGAUCAAGCUGGGGCACUACGCCACGCAGCUCCAGAACACCUAUGACCGCUGCCCCAUGGAGCUUGUCCGCUGCAUCCGCCACAUCCUGUACAAUGAACAGAGGCUGGUCCGAGAAGCCAACAAUGGUACUUCUCCGGCUGGAAGUCUCGCUGAUACCAUGUCCCAGAAACACCUUCAGAUCAACCAGACAUUUGAGGAGCUGCGACUGGUCACGCAGGACACAGAGAAUGAGUUGAAGAAGCUGCAGCAGACUCAAGAGUACUUCAUCAUCCAAUAUCAAGAGAGCCUGAGGAUCCAGGCUCAGUUUGCCCAGCUGGCCCAGCUGAACCCGCAGGAGCGUCUGAGCCGGGAGACGGCCCUCCAGCAGAAGCAGGUGACCCUGGAGGCCUGGCUGCAGCGCGAGGCCCAGACGCUGCAGCAGUACCGCGUGGAGCUGGCCGAGAAGCACCAGAAGACCCUGCAGCUGCUGCGGAAGCAGCAGACCAUCAUUCUGGAUGACGAACUGAUCCAGUGGAAGCGGCGGCAGCAGCUGGCCGGGAACGGAGGGCCCCCCGAGGGCAGCCUGGACGUGCUACAGUCCUGGUGUGAGAAGUUGGCGGAGAUCAUCUGGCAGAACCGGCAGCAGAUUCGCAGAGCUGAGCACCUGUGCCAGCAGCUGCCCAUCCCCGGCCCAGUGGAGGAGAUGCUGGCUGAGGUCAACGCCACCAUCACGGACAUCAUCUCAGCCCUGGUGACCAGCACAUUCAUCAUCGAGAAGCAGCCCCCUCAGGUCCUGAAGACCCAGACCAAGUUUGCAGCCACCGUGCGCCUGCUGGUGGGCGGGAAGCUGAACGUGCACAUGAACCCCCCCCAGGUGAAGGCCACCAUCAUCAGUGAGCAGCAGGCCAAGUCUCUGCUCAAGAACGAGAACACCCGCAAUGAUUACAGCGGAGAGAUCUUGAACAACUGCUGUGUGAUGGAGUACCACCAGGCCACAGGUACCCUCAGCGCCCACUUCAGGAACAUGUCCCUGAAACGGAUUAAAAGGUCUGACCGUCGUGGAGCAGAGUCAGUGACAGAAGAAAAAUUUACAAUCCUAUUUGAAUCACAGUUCAGUGUUGGUGGAAAUGAGCUGGUUUUUCAAGUCAAGACCCUGUCCCUCCCGGUGGUGGUGAUUGUUCACGGCAGCCAGGACAACAACGCGACGGCCACCGUCCUCUGGGACAAUGCUUUUGCAGAGCCUGGCAGGGUGCCGUUUGCGGUGCCCGACAAAGUCCUGUGGCCGCAGCUGUGCGAGGCACUCAACAUGAAAUUCAAGGCCGAAGUGCAGAGCAACCGGGGCCUGACCAAGGAGAACCUUGUGUUCCUGGCGCAGAAGCUGUUCAACAGCAGUAGCAGCCACCUCGAGGACUACAACGGCAUGUCCGUGUCCUGGUCCCAGUUCAACAGGUGUGAUCUAAUCCAGCUCAGAUUUGCAAAUCACCUGGGCAUCUUGUUAAGGUACAGCCUUGACUGCAGCGGGUCUGAGAGGGGGCCUGAAAUUCUGCAUUUCUCAGAAGCGCCCCCGGACCACGGACCACACAGCAAACCAACAGGACUAGUCAAGUCAGCCCAGGAGAAUUUACCAGGACGGAAUUACACCUUCUGGCAGUGGUUUGAUGGUGUGAUGGAAGUGUUAAAAAAACAUCUCAAGCCUCAUUGGAAUGAUGGGGCUAUUUUGGGUUUCGUGAACAAGCAACAGGCCCACGACCUGCUCAUUAACAAGCCAGACGGGACCUUCCUGCUGAGGUUCAGCGACUCUGAAAUUGGUGGCAUCACCAUUGCUUGGAAGUUUGAUUCUCAGGAAAGAAUGUUUUGGAAUCUGAUGCCUUUUACCACCAGAGACUUCUCCAUCCGGUCCCUGGCCGACCGCUUGGGGGACCUAAGUUACCUUAUCUACGUGUUUCCUGAUCGUCCAAAAGAUGAAGUGUACUCCAAGUAUUACACCCCAGUUCCCUGCGAGCCUGCCACUGCCAAAGCAGUGGAUGGAUACGUGAAGCCACAGAUCAAGCAAGUGGUCCCUGAGUUUGUGAGCGCCUCUGCAGACUCUGCUGGGGGCAGCGCUACCUACAUGGACCAGGCCCCGUCCCCGGCCGUGUGCCCCCAGGCUCAUUAUAACAUUUACCCACAGAACCCAGACCCCGUCCUUGACAACGAUGGGGACUUCGAUCUGGAUGACACGAUGGAUGUGGCGCGGCGUGUGGAGGAGCUUUUAGGCCGACCUAUGGACAGUCAGUGGAUCCCGCACGCGCAGUCAUGACCACCCUAAUGGCCACCUUCAGCUUCUCUAUCCUUGCCAGAGGAGUUACUCUUGUGGAUGUUUUAAUUCCAUGAAUCGCUUCUCUUUGGAAACAAUACUCAUAAUGUGAAGUGUUUAAUAUUAGUUGUGACUUUAGUGUUUCUGUGCAUGGUGGCACCAAUGUAGGGAGUGUGUGAGAGUGUGUGUGUGUGUGUGUGUGUGUGUGUGUGAUUGCAUGUUGUGGUGUUUCUCCCCUUUGCUGUCCAGAGUUUAGCUGCACAAACAGAAGCCACAAACAGAAGCUGUGGUUGUUUUAACCUUGUGCAAAAAGGUAGUUAGUUCCAUGAACCCUGGAACCUGGCCAUGUGUCGAGGGCAGCUGAACUCUGACAUGUGGCUGUUCAAGUGAGAGGAGGACAAAAGGAGGUGAGAGCGCCUCCUCUCCAGCGAGAUUUUGUUGCUGCGUCUGCCAAGCCAUUGAUACCUUGAUUGUCUCUGCUUUUCUUCUGAAAUGUAGAAACUGCCUUUUGACAAAGAAAGCCAGUCCUCCCUCCUUCCCUCUCCCCUGACCCCUGUUUUCCUGGUGGACAUACAGCAAUUGUUGGGGCCAGGGAAGUCGCGAGUUUUCUGAUGGGUAGUGGCUUUGUAAAUCGCACUUUAACCCAUCUAAAUGUUCUCUCUCUCCUCCGCUGUGGGAUUGCCACUUAAUUCCUACAUGUGUACGCGUGUGCAGACACGUUUGAUGAAGCAGAGGAAAGACAAGAGGGUCCCAUAACCACCGCUUACAGCACUGCCGUCCUUUGUGCUGCAGCCAGAGUGGAACGCCCAGCCCCGGCUCGCAGGCGCCGAGGGGGUCUCCGUGUUGCCCGGGAGUGGCCGUCCAGUCUGCCCACCCCUCCCCUGUGCUGCUGGAGGCACAAGCCAGGCUUUCCAAAGGCUCACUGAUAAUCGCUUUUUGCAAAUGUUGAGGGGUGUUUUUGCUUCUAAAUUGGGACUUUUUGUUUUCCCCUUCCCACCCUAAUUUGACACCAGGAUUCUUUCUUCCUGCAUCAGGUCCUGUGCUGUUGUUACACCAGCCGCCUCAUUUCCCUCACAUCACACGUGAUGUCUUGGGGAGCAGGUGGCAGAAGCCCAGGGCCAGUGCAUUCGGCGGGUGUGUGGCCCACCCGGUGCAGGGUGCAGGGUGCCAGCAUCAGCAGUCUGGGGAAACGCAGUCAGCAGGUUUGCUGGGAAGUUUGGUGAGCUGCAGAAACAAAGCAAAACAAGCCUCAGCACAAUGUUGUCUAUAGUCUCUUCCGUAGCUUUACACGGGAAGGUAGGAAUGGGCUACGGCAGGCAGGUGGGAAGAGGGGGAGGCAGGUACAGCUUUGGGGUUAGGCCUGUAACCCCCGGCCCCCUCUCCAAAAGAAGGGCCUGUCCACACCCAGGAGAGAAUGGCCCUAAAAACCUUAUUUUUAUACAAGUGAUUAAAUAAACAUAUUUUUUUUACAAAAAUAACUUCUGAAUUUAUCAGUGUUUUGAUGUUAAAGGAAAAUAUUCCUCUAUGGUAAAUUAUUUAUUGGAAGAUGACUUUUUAAAAGCUGCUGUUUGCCCUGGCUUUGUUUCAUACACUGAUUUAUUUUUCUAUGCCAGGCAGUAGAACCUCUCUGCCUCUGAGGAGCAGGCCGACCCCUCUGUGGAUACCAGCACUGACGUAGGAUGCUGCUAGGCCCCUCACUUCCCCCUCAAGAUUUGAUUAAAAUCCACCCCACCCCCCCCAGAAUGGGAGUGUUGGGGAAUGGGGGAAAUGAAGUGUGACUGCUCCCUGAGUCCAGGAGCCCCCCGCGCCCGCCACCCAGGCACCCUGAGUGUCCUGGCAACCUUCCCUGGGGAUCAGGAUCAACACCCUUUAAGAUUAGCAGUGGGCCUGGCCCCGGGCAUGCUGAGGACAGAGCUCUCCUUGCUUCUUAAUUGGCACUGGGGUUGGGGGGGCCGAGUGCCCAGGGGUGUGGCCACCCUGAGUGUGGGGUUCAGGUGUGUCCAGUGGCCGAGCUGUCCUCAGUUUUCCUGAGGCUGUGCCUGUAGAUAGGAGAGAUUUUUGACUGAAAGUUGUGCUCGCUAUCUGCAUUGUGUCUUCUCUUCUCCCUGUUCCUGCAAACCACGAGCAGGGCGACGGCAAGUCUUGACCACGUCAGCCUCUCCCUCGCUCCCGGGCACACACAAGUCGUUCAGAUGUUUCAGUGUGUGGAAUGUGCAGGGUUUUGUAGUAGGUAGUAGGGGGACUCACAGUGACUAUAACUUAAAAUGUACGUAUACUUUUUAUAAUUUUUCUUUUUAAAACUUUGUGAAAUUAUCUCAGAUACAUAUUUUAGUGUUGAGACAGAUUAGUAUAUAGCCACUGAAAAAGUAUUGUGUACAAUUGGGGGCAGUCACAAAAUUGUGUAUUUUAUGUUACAAUAAAGACUCCCUCUGAAGGGACAACAUUGA